UCUUAGAAAUUCAUCAGAAAAUUUGAUGAACAUUGAGGAGAAACCGAGUAACUUGGUACCCAAGGUGUGAGGAGACAAUCAUUUAUAAGGCUGUUCCCGAUUCACUCUCUCCUUUUGCUUUGUUAUUAGGGUUUUGACGCAGUUUAGAUUGUUUCGAAACUUUUGAAUGGAUUCAAAUCAUUUGGGGCCUGCUCAAGGUGGAGAAUCCGAAGUCGAUGCUGGGGAUUGGAGGUCUCAAUUGCAGCCGGAAUCUCGGCAUCGAAUUGUCGACAAGAUAAUUGAGACAUUGAAGAGGCACCUUCCUGUUUCGGGUCCUGAGGGGUUGAGUGAGGUGAGGAAAAUUGCUGUAAGGUUCGAGGAAAAGGUUCACACUGUCGCUACCAGUCAGUCAGAUUACCUAAGGAAAAUAUCUCUGAGGAUGCUUACUAUGGAAACCAAGCCUGGGACGACCCCUGCAUUACCAUCAAUGUCUGGGCCUAUGGCUUCCAAUCAACCUUAGCCACGCCUGCAAUGACUCUCCCAGAAUAUCCAAAAUAACACUGCUCCUUCUAAUGUAUUUACCAACUCUGUGAGGCCAAUAAUGUAAAUAUACUUUAUUCGCUAUUAAGGUAAACACUCUACUAUUAUUAGAACGUUUCAGUGCUUGGAAUGAGAUAUUUAUAUGAUAAUUGAAACUCUUCUGCCUC
Messenger RNA from Cucurbita pepo subsp. pepo (vegetable marrow), 686 nucleotides. The record is from RefSeq and is a predicted model, not a curated record. NCBI's taxonomy places the organism in Eukaryota, Viridiplantae, Streptophyta, Magnoliopsida, Cucurbitales, Cucurbitaceae.